AUGGCUUCAAAAGAAGAUAAUUUACCAUCUCUGUAUGCAGAGUUAAAUAAAUAUGGUCGUAAUAAUGAAUUUGAAAAAGCUCUAAAAGUAGCAAACAGAAUUCUUGGAAUUUCUCAAGAUGAGGAAGCUGCUAUAAAUUGCAAAAUUGUUUGUUUAAUUCAGCUAGGAAAGUUCAAUGAUGCACUCCAGUUUAUUUCUAGAUAUCCCAAAUUAUCUGAAAUGUUGGCGUUUAAAAAAUCGUACUGUCUUUAUCGACUGAAUCAGGUAUCAACAGCUUUGAAAGUUAUUGAAAGCAUUGAAAACCCAUCACUUGAAGUGAAAGAACUGAAAGCUCAAAUUUUAUAUCGUUUAGAACGAUAUGAAGAGUGUUUUAAUAUGUAUCGAGAUAUUAUAAAAAAUUCUCAUGAUGAUUAUGAAGAUGAAAGAGAAACAAAUUUGGCAGCAGUCAUUGCAAACUUAGCUGCAGUAGAAUCCAAAAUGGAUAUACCACAAUUAAGAGAAGACACAUAUGAAUUGACAUAUAAUGCUGCAUGUCGCCUGAUUGAACAAGCUAGUAUCUCUGGUGAUCGUGCUACAUUAAUUGAGGCUGAAAAAAAACUUCGUGCAGCGGAAAAAAUGUGUACAGAAGCAUUGGAAGAAGAAGGAGAGGGUGAAGGAGAUAUUGAUAGUGAAUUGGGUAUCAUCAGAGUACAAUUGGGAUACGAUUUACAAUUACAAGGGCGUGAAAAAGAAGCCCAAGCUUUAUAUAUGAAUGCUUUAAAAGUUAAACCAGAUGACAUUUCUCUGGUUGCCGUAGCAAGUAAUAAUCUUGUAACUUUGAAUAAAGACCAUAAUGUUUUCAGCAGUAAGAAGAGAAUGAAAAGUGCAACUGUAGAAGGUUUGGAACAUAAAUUAACUACAAGACAGAGGAAAAAUAUUGCAUAUAAUCAAUGCUUAUUAGCAUUAUACACAAAUCAAGGUGAACAAUGUCAAAAACUUUGCAACAAUCUUAUUAAAGAUUAUCCAGAUAUGAAAGCUGAAGCCACAUUCGUAAAUGCCAUGCAGUUGAGUAAAGAAGGCAAAACUAACGAGGCAAUUAAUUAUUUAUUAGAAAACGCUUCUGAAGAAACCGAAUUAUGUAUGAAAUUAGCUUGUGUGCAGAUGCUUCUUUCUCAAGGAAAUCGCCAAUUUGCAAUAGAUAUUUUAGAAAAUAUAAGUGAUAAAUAUCGAUUUUUAUCUGGCAUCGUCAGCGCACUCGUAACCCUUUACAUGGCAGAUAAUAAUCGAGAAAAAGCUGCUGUAGUUUUAAAGAAUGCUGUCAAUUAUUACAAAGUUAAUCAAGCAAAUACAGGAGAUUUAUGUACAUUAUGGCGACAAGCUGCUGAUUUUCAUCUUCGUGGUGGAGAAGUUAGUGUUGCUGUAGAAAGUUUGGAAGCUCUUUUAAAAGUUUCACCAUCUGAUAAAAAAGCUUUGGCUCAGUUAAUAAUCGCUUAUGCUCAAUUUUCGCCUGCUAAAGCUCAAGAUUUAUCUAAAUUACUGCCUCAGAUAGAUUACUCCACAGAAUCCUCUUUCGUAGAAAACCUAGAGAAGAGUAAUUAUAUUGUUGGUCCGAAAGUAAAUCUAUCACCCGAACCAGAUACAACGACCGUUAAAAAAAGAACAAAACGUAAGCGCAAAGGUAAACUUCCGAAGAAUUAUAAUCCAAAUGUUACACCAGAUCCUGAAAGAUGGCUACCGAGACACGAAAGAAGUGGAUUUAGGAAAAAGAGAGAUCGAAGAAAUCGAGAUACAACUAUGAAAGGUACCCAAGGAACGGCAGCUGGUACUAGUGAUUUGUAUGAUAUUACCAAAAUGCCAGCUAAUGUUAAGCCAUCACCUAAUUCACGGUACAGUCCGGCCGUUGAAACAGCAGGACCUCGACAACAACAACGAAAAGUUCAGCAAAAGAAAAAGAAAAAGGGUGGAAAGUGGUAAUAAUAAUACAAUAUUCUCUUUAUAUAAUUCUCACUUAUGUCUUUUAAUUUGUACAAUUCUGUUAAUAUAUUAUUUUUGUUUGAUACCAAACAAUAAAUGAAAAUUUAAUUAAACACUUUAAACUAUACAAAAUUUUUAAUUUAUUACAACUAUUGUACAAUGUAAAUCCA
Chelonus insularis is the source of this 2123-nucleotide messenger RNA. It is a transcript of the gene Srp72, whose product is annotated as signal recognition particle 72. Gene Ontology annotation, molecular function: protein binding; ribosome binding; 7S RNA binding. Gene Ontology annotation, biological process: SRP-dependent cotranslational protein targeting to membrane. The transcript is spliced from 4 exons. Lineage: Eukaryota; Metazoa; Arthropoda; Insecta; Hymenoptera; Braconidae. Bases 1 to 1953 code for a protein of 650 amino acids. The record is from RefSeq and is a predicted model, not a curated record. Gene Ontology annotation, cellular component: signal recognition particle, endoplasmic reticulum targeting.